Messenger RNA from Coregonus sp. 'balchen', 10285 nucleotides. NCBI's taxonomy places the organism in Eukaryota, Metazoa, Chordata, Actinopteri, Salmoniformes, Salmonidae. The record is from the annotation of a GenBank genome assembly.
AUAUGCGGCUGUGUGGUCGGGUCGGGAACGGACUGACGUGGAACGUUCGACCGGAGGAGGGAAAGAGAAAACAUAUAUAAAAUCAUCGUAUAGAAUCUGUUACAUUAACACAAAAUCUGGACAGAUGCUGACUUAAACGGGGGGAUCAAAUCACCAACAAUGGCCAAUACAGGUGAAUAUUGGACCGCAGUUCAUAAUCUGUUUAACCUUUGACAAUUGACACGAGUGCUACAGUAUUCUGGUAGACAGGAUAGAGAAUAUAGUGAGUUAUUCAGUUCAGCCACUGAGCCAUCCUGUCCCAUCAGGUUUCUGUUUGAACUGUUUUGACUGAAGAAUGGGGUUAGAGUGAGGUAAAAGUCACCGCUAGGCCGUUAGACAAUAGAAGGAUCUUUAUGGUUGUAUAAACCACUCUGAGCCUGGUGACCAGUGGUUGAAUUGGAACGUUUCCCGCUGCAAAAAAAAUUACAGAAAUAUUCCACACUUUAUUUUCCUGACAUUGUGUUAAACUGAAGGGAAUAGACAUUACACUUUGAAUGUUUGAUGAUUAGAAUUCCCACAGUCGACACAUGUUUUAUGACCAACAUCUAAUAUGUCAUACUGACAGACGGGGGGGCAGGACCAGACCAAUGCAUCAGUUAUAGUCGGUCUAUCCAUCACCUGCCAGGCCAGUAGGUAGGGAGGAACAGUGUGAAAAUGUGCCCGGUGAAACAUAAUGUAGGCCUGGCUGUUAAUUAGAACCUUGGUUGGUGGGAGUGUGGAUGUUGUGAAACAACGUUGUGGUUGUGUGAAGGGGGUGGACACCCCUUAUGGUAAUACAGAGGUGAUGAAGCUACCCAAGGCUAAAUGCCUAUAAACAUCUAAACUUACAUAAGCGCCCUGUUAAAGACCGUAUAGUGGUGAAAUGCGUUGGUUAAUUUUCAAUUAAACUUCUGAAAUUUUAAUUUUAAUUUUUAUGAUAGACAUGUUCUACUCAGUUUUCACUGUCCAACAAGACUCAUUGUACCUGUAAAACGAAAUAUGAUAAAGUAAAGUACAUAUCCUAAAUACAACAUUAAUCUGUCACUAGGCUCGAUUUAUAAAGGAUCAGUUUCACAGUGUUGUGAGAAGUGUUGAGACUGUCAUUAUUCCACACUGCCUGGAUGUGGUCUGAUUUUAGAUGGCAUGUCUGUCUGUGAUACCACACUGUUAACCCAACCUCAUACAUGAACUGGGUUCAAAUACUAUUUGACAUCUUUCAAAUAAUUUAAGCGUUUGAAUGGAAUGGCCUGUCGGCUGAGUUUGCACUUUUGGGGCUUUUCUAUUAGUCCAUUGCGAAAGGCAAGCUCAAUCAAGCACAUCUUAAAUAUUUGAAAUUAUUUCAAAUAGUAUUUGAACCCAGGUCAGCUUCUCAUACAGUUGAAGUCGGAAGUUUACAUACACCUUAGCCAAAUACAUUUAAACUCUAUUUUUCACAAUUCCUGACAUUUAAUCCUAGUACAAAUUCACUGUCUUAGGUCAGUUAGGAUCCCCACUUUAUUUUAAGAAUGUGAAAUUUCAGAAUAAUAGUAGAGAGAAUGAUUUAUUUCAGCUUUUAUUUCUUUCAUCACAUUCCCAGUGGGUCAGAAGUUUACAUACACUCAAUUAGUAUUUGGUAGCAUUGCCUUUAAAUUGUUUAACUUGGGUCAAACGUUUCGGGUAGCCUUCCACAAGCUUCCCACAAUAAGUUGGGUGAAUUUUGGCCCAUUCCUCCUGACAGAGCUGGUGUAACUGAGUCAGGUUUGUAGGCCUCCUUGCUCGCACACACUUUUUCAGUUCUGCCCACAAAUGUUCUAUAGGAUUGAGGUCAGGGCUUUGUGAUGGCCACUCCAAUACCUUGACUUUGUUGUCCUUAAGCCAUUUUGCCAAAACUUUGGAAGUAUGCUUGGGGUCAUUGUCCAUUUGGAAGACCCAUUUGCGACCAAGCUUUAUCUUCCUGACUGAUGUCUUGAGAUGUUGCUUCAAUGUAGCCAUAUCAUUUUCCUUCCUCAUGAUGCCAUCUAUUUUGUGAAGUGCACAAGACCCUCCUGCAGCAAAGCACCCCAACAGCACCCCCGUGCUUCACGGUUGGGAUGGUGUUCUUCGGCUUGCAAGCUUCCUCCUUUUUCCUCCAAACGUAAUGAUGGUCAUUAUGGCCAAACAGUUCCAUUUUUGUUUCAUCAUACCAGAGGACAUUUCUCCAAAAAGUAAAAUCUUUGUCCCCAUGUGCAGUUGCAAACCGUAGUCUGGCUUUUUUUGGCGGUUUUGAAGCAGUGGCUUCUUCCUUGCUGAGUGGCCUUUCAGGUUUUGUCGAUAAUGGACUCGUUUUGCUGUGGAUAUAGAAACGUUUGUACCUGUUUCCUCCAGGAUCUUCACAAGGUCCUUUGCUGUUGUUCUGGGAUUAAUUUGCACUUUUCGCACCAAAGUACGUUCAUCUCUAGGAGACAGAAUGCGUCUCCUUCCUGAGCGGUAUGACGGCUGCGUGGUCCCAUGGUGUUUAUACUUGCUUACUAUUGUUUGUACAAAUGAAAGUGGUACCUUCAGGCGUUUGGAAAUUGCUCCCAAGGAUGAACCAGACUUGUGAAGGUCUACAAAAAAUUAUUCGGAGGUCUUGGCUGAUUUCUUUUGAUUUUCCCAUGAUGUCAAGCAAAGAGGCACUGAGUUUGAAGGUAGGCCUUGAAAUACAUCUACAGGUACACCUCCAAUUGACUCAAAUUAUGUCAAUUAGCCUAUCAGAAGCUUCUAAAGCCAUUACAUCAUUUUCUGGAAUUUUCCAAGCUGUUUAAAGGCACAGUAAACUUAGUGUAUGUAAACUUCUGACCCACUGGAGUUGUGAUACAGUGAAUUAUAAGUGAAAUAAUUUGUCUGUAAACAAUUGUUGGAAAAAUUACUUGUGUCAUGCACAAAGUAGAUGUCCUAACCGACUUGCCAAAACUAUAGUUUGUUAACAAGAAAUGUGUGGAGUGGUUGAAAAACAAGUUUUACUGACUCCAACCAAAGUGUAUGUAAACUUCUGACUUCAACUGUACAUGUGAAACUCCUUGAUGCAAAAGCAUGUACUCUGUUUGGAUAGAACCAGAGAGAGUACCAAACCCUAGAGAUGUGUAUGUUUAGCAGGUAAUCAUUAAUGCCAGUGACAUCUCCACUGUGGGUUUAACCCUGCUACUGUGUGGAGAAGAUCAAUAGUAAAUGGACCCUGAACAUGGACUUGAUGAUACUGUCUCUCCCUUCUCUCUGUUCUUCCUUAUGAUGUUUAUAUUCUCUCCCGUAUCUAUGUUCUCUCUCUCUCUCUCUCUCUCUCUCUCUCUCUGUCUCUCUCUCUCUCUCUCUCUGUCUCUCUCUCUGUCUCUCAUGCUCUCUCUCUCUCUGUCUCUCUCUCUCUUUGUCUCGUGCUCUCGUGCGCUCUCUCUCUCGCUCUCUCUCGCUCUCUCUCGCUCUCUCUCUCUCUCUCUCUCUCUCUCGCUCUCUCCCUCUCUCUCGCUCUCUCUCUCCCUCUCUCUCUCUCUCUCUCGUUCUCUCUCUCUCUCUGUCUCUGUCUCUCUCUCGCUCUCUGUCUCUGUCUGUCUCUCUGUCUCUCUGUCUCUCUGUCUCUCUGUCUCUCUGUCUCUCCUCUGCCUCCCCCUCCCUCUCUAUAGGUAUGUGCUGUGCCAGCCUGGAGAAACCCAAGGCCCUGAUGAAGAUGGGUCUGAAUGUGGUGCUUGUAGGACACGUCAACAUCCUGCUGGGGGCGCUAGUCCACGGGGCUGUGCUGCGACACAUCAACCUGAACACACAGGCCCGCACCAUGGCGUACUCCAUAUCUAAUGUAGUGGCACUCACUACUGGACUAGUGGUGAGACAGAUAUCUAAUGUAGUACUACUGGACUAGUGGUGAGACUGAGAUAUCUAAUGUAAUACCACUGGACUAGUGGAGAGACUGAGAUAACUACUCUAUCACAAGAACCUUAAAUUGGGUGAUUUCUGUGUGUGUUGUCUCAUCCAGCUGUAAUGUGUCCCUGUAGGGUGUUGUUGUAGGAAUCCUAGCCAUCAUCCUGUCUAAUAACAAGAAGAGCAGAGUGAUGGUGAGUUACUGAUGUUUCCUUAUGUGUCUGUCUAUUCCCUGUAAGGCGAUUCACCAGGUGAAAAUAGCAUGAUAUGAUAUUAUUUCCCCAGGAUUUUCUCUGAACUGUUCUGUAUUGGUAGACUAUUGAUCCAGUAUUAUCUCUGAACUGUUCUGUAUUGGUAGACUAUUGAUCCAGUAUUAUCUCUGAACUGUUCUGUAUUGGUAGACUAUUGAUUCAGUAUUAUCUCUGAACUGUUCUGUAUUGGUAGACUAUUGAUCCAGUAUUAUCUCCUCUGUAUGUCUGAUGUUUCUCUCUCUCUCUCUCUCUCUCUCUCUCUCUCUCUCUCUCUCUCUCUCUCUCUCUCUCUCUCUCAGACAUGGUCGUUGUUUGUGGUCAGCCUGUUUGGUAGUCUCCUGGCCACGGCCUCUGUGAUUUGCCUCACCGUUUCUGUGGUGAGGGCCAUAGUUAACGGUGGGCGGAGCCUCCUGACUCACUGCCGGUUCCCCAACGCUAUUGGCUACGCAAGCAUCACCAACGACUGCCCCUUCGACCCCACACACGUUUACGUAAGUCACAUAAGGAGUUAGCUUGUCAUGUGGAGGGGUGGUCUGGACUUUUCAAUUGAUUGAUUUGACCAGAAAGCGUUUUUAAACAGGAGACCUGGAAAGAAGUCAGCAGGAAGUAGUCAUUGUUACCAUACAGAGUAACAAUGACUACACAGACAGAGACAAAACAUUACAAACUAAUCCAGCGGUCAACAACGUUUUCCUCCAUGUGUGUGUCUUAGUGAGAUGGAUGCAGUAGGAUGUCACCAGAAGUGUAUCUUAGUGAGAUGGAUGCAGUAGGAUGUUACCAGAAGUGUAUCUUAGUGUGAUGGAUGCAGUAGGAUGUUACCAGAAGUGUGUCUUAGUGUGAUGGAUGCAGUAGCAUGUCACCAGAAGUGUAUCUUAGUGAGAUGGAUGCAGUAGGAUGUUACCAGAAGUGUAUCUUAGUGAGAUGGAUGCAGUAGGAUGUUACCAGAAGUGUAUCUUAGUGUGAUGGAUGCUGUGGGAUGUCACCAGAAGUGUAUCUUAGUGUGAUGGAUGCAGUAGGAUGUCACCAGAAGUGUAUCUUAGUGAGAUGGAUGCAGUAGGAUGUUACCAGAAGUGUAUCUUAGUGUGAUGGAUGCAGUAGGAUGUUACCAGAAGUGUGUCUUAGUGUGAUGGAUGCAGUAGCAUGUCACCAGAAGUGUAUCUUAGUGAGAUGGAUGCAGUAGGAUGUUACCAGAAGUGUAUCUUAGUGAGAUGGAUGCAGUAGGAUGUUACCAGAAGUGUGUCUUAGUGUGAUGGAUGCAGUAGGAUGUUACCAGAAGUGUAUCUUAGUGUGAUGGAUGCUGUGGGAUGUCACCAGAAGUGUAUCUUAGUGUGAUGGAUGCAGUAGGAUGUCACCAGAAGUGUAUCUUAGUGAGAUGGAUGCAGUAGGAUGUUACCAGAAGUGUAUCUUAGUGUGAUGGAUGCAGUAGGAUGUUACCAGAAGUGUGUCUUAGUGUGAUGGAUGCAGUAGGAUGUCACCAGAAGUGUGUCUUAGUGAGAUGGAUGCAGUAGGAUGUCACCAGAAGUGUGUCUUAGUGAGAUGGAUGCAGUAGGAUGUUACCAAAAGUGUAUCUUAGUGAGAUGGAUGCAGUAGGAUGUUACCAGAAGUGUGUCUUAGUGUGAUGGAUGCAGUAGGAUGUCACCAGAAGUGUGUCUUAGUGAGAUGGAUGCAGUAGGAUGUUACCAGAAGUGUGUCUUAGUGUGAUGGAUGCAGUAGGAUGUCACCAGAAGUGUGUCUUAGUGUGAUGGAUGCAGUAGGAUGUCACCAGAAGUGUGUCUUAGUGAGAUGGAUGCAGUAGGAUGUUACCAGAAGUGUAUCUUAGUGAGAUGGAUGCAGUAGGACGUUACCAGAAGUGUGUCUUAGUGUGAUGGAUGCAGUAGGAUGUCACCAGAAGUGUGUCUUAGUGAGAUGGAUGCAGUAGGAUGUCACCAGAAGUGUGUCUUAGUGAGAUGGAUGCAGUAGGAUGUCACCAGAAGUGUAUCUUAGUGAGAUGGAUGCAGUAGGAUGUUACCAGAAGUGUGUCUUAGUGUGAUGGAUGCAGUAGGAUGUCACCAGAAGUGUGUCUUAGUGAGAUGGAUGCAGUAGGAUGUCACCAGAAGUGUGUCUUAGUGAGAUGGAUGCAGUAGGAUGUCACCAGAAGUUUGUCUUAGUGAGAUGGAUGCAGUAGAAUGUUACCAGAAGUGUGUCUUAGUGAGAUGGAUGCAGUAGGAUGUUACCAGAAGUGUAUCUUAGUGAGAUGGAUGCAGUAGGAUGUUACCAGAAGUGUAUCUUAGUGAGAUGGAUGCAGUAGGAUGUUACCAGAAGUGUAUCUUAGUGAGAUGGAUGCAGUAGGAUGUUACCAGAAGUGUAUCUUAGUGAGAUGGAUGCAGUAGGAUGUCACCAGAAGUGUAUCUUAGUGAGAUGGAUGCAGUAGGAUGUUACCAGAAGUGUAUCUUAGUGAGAUGGAUGCAGUAGGAUGUCACCAGAAGUGUAUCUUAGUGAGAUGGAUGCAGUAGGAUGUUACCAGAAGUGUGUCUUAGUGAGAUGGAUGCAGUAGGAUGUUACCAGAAGUGUAUCUUAGUGAGAUGGAUGCAGUAGGAUGUUACCAGAAGUGUAUCUUAGUGAGAUGGAUGCAGUAGGAUGUUACCAGAAGUGUAUCUUAGUGAGAUGGAUGCAGUAGGAUAUUACCAGAAGUGUAUCUUAGUGAGAUGGAUGCAGUAGGAUGUUACCAGAAGUGUAUCUUAGUGAGAUGGAUGCAGUAGAACAGGGUUUUUCAAUUCCGGUCCUGGAGGGCCAAAACACUUCUGUUUUUUAUUUCUACCUGGUAGUUAAUUGCACUCACCUGGUGUCCCAGGUCUGAAUUAGCCCCUGAUUAGAAGGAGAGGAUGAAAAACAGAGGUGUUUCGGCCCUUUCAGGACCGGAAUUGAAGAACCCUGCAGUAGAAUGUCACCAGAAGUAUAUCUUAGUGAGAUGGAUGCAGUAGGAUGUCACCAGAAGUGUAUCUUAGUGAGAUGGAUGCAGUAGAAUGUCACCAGAAGUGUAUCUUAGUGUGAUGGAUGCUGUAGGAUGUCACCAGAAGUGUAUCUUAGUGUGAUGGAUGCUGUAGGAUGUUACCAGAAGUGUGUCUUAGCGAGAUGGAUGCAGUAGGAUGUCACCAGAAGUGUAUCUUAGUGAGAUGGAUGCAGUAGAAUGUCACCAGAAGUGUAUCUUAGUGUGAUGGAUGCUGUAGGAUGUCACCAGAAGUGUAUCUUAGUGAGAUGGAUGCAGUGGGAAGUUACCAGAAGUGUGUGUGUCUGUCUGCAUGUUGAUCCAUAACGGGGAUACACUGAGACGGUUCUAUCAUGUACUGUAUGUGCUCAUGUCAGAUGUUGCUGCCUGAUGUGAAUACUAUAUAGAUGACUGGAGUGGCACUGUCUCUCCUACGUCUGACCUCCCAGAGACCAAGACACACACACACACACUCUCCGAGAGCCACCAAACCACGACCUGAUCUCACUGACAGGUCUGCUGAAGCGAUCCUGGAGACUCCCUCAGGGCUCUGUGCGUGUGUUUCUGUGUGUGUGUUUCUGUGUAUGUGUUUCUGUGUGUGUGUGUGUGUGUGUGUGUGUGUGCGUGUGGAUGUGCCAUAAAUGUGGAUGUGCCAUACAAUUAAUUUGUCAGUCUUAUUUCCCAUAAAUGUCCCACCACAAAUAACUAAUUUCUGACACUCGGUAAGGGCGAGUUUGAAUGACAAAAUGACUCUUAUAAAAACAAUAGAACACUAUGAAACAUCUGGGAACCCAGGCCUGCUAUUCAUAGCAGACUUUGAAAAGGCAUUUGAUAAAGUACGACUGGAGUUUAUAUAUAAAUGCCUGGAGCGUUUCAAUUUUGGAGAAUCUCUUAUAAAAUUGGUUAAAAUCAUGUAUAGUAACCCUAGGUGUAAAAUAGUAAAUAAUGGCAAUUUUCUGAAAGUUUUAAACUGUCAAGAGGAGUGUCACGAUCGUUAUUAGAUGAGACGGACCAAGGCGCAGCGUGAUAAGCGUACAUCUUUAAUUAGUACUUAACACACGAACAAAACCAAAACAACAAACCAACGAUACGUGAAGUCCUGAGGUUACACACACCAAACCUUUACGGAUCAAGAUCCCACAAACUAACUGGUGCCAACAGGCUGCCUAAGUAUGGUCCCCAAUCAGAGACAACGAGCUACAGCUGUCUCUGAUUGGGAACCACCCUGGCCAACAUAGAUCAACACGAUCUAGAACAAAAACAUAGAAAACUAAACAAUGAAAAUCCACACCCUGGCUCAACAUUUAAGAGUCCCCAGAGCCAGGGCGUGACAGUACCCCCCCCCUGUUUCCCAGACACGCUUAAUCUGUGUCUGGGAAACAGCCCCAUGAUGUUAAUCUGUGUCUGGGAAACGGCCCCAUGAUGUUAAUCUGUGUCUGGGAAACGGCCCCAUGAUGUUAAUCUGUGUCUGGGAAACGGCCCCAUGAUGUUAAUCUGUGUCUGGGAAACGGCCCCAUGAUGUUAAUCUGUGUCUGGGAAACGGCCCCAUGAUGUUAAUCUGUGUCUGGGAAACCGCCCCAUGAUGUUAAUCUGUGUCUGGGAAACGGCCCCAUGAUGUUAAUCUGUGUCUGGGAAACGGCCCCAUGAUGUUAAUCUGUGUCUGGGAAACGGCCCCAUGAUGUUAAUCUGUGUCUGGGAAACGGCCCCAUGAUGUUAAUCUGUGUCUGGGAAACUGCCCCAUGAUGUUAAUCUGUGUCUGGGAAACGGCCCCAUGAUGUUAAUCUGUGUCUGGGAAACCGCCCCAUGAUGUUAAUCUGGGUCUGGGAAACCGCCCCAUGAUGUUAAUCUGCGUCUGGGAAACUGCCCCAUGAUGUUAAUCUGUGUCUGGGAAACGGCCCCAUGAUGUUAAUCUGCGUCUGGGAAACGGCCCCAUGAUGUUAAUCUGUGUCUGGGAAACGGCCCCAUGAUGUUAAUCUGGGUCUGGGAAACGGCCCCAUGAUGUUAAUCUGGGUCUGGGAAACGGCCCCAUGAUGUUAAUCUGGGUCUGGGAAACGGCCCCAUGAUGUUAAUCUGGGUCUGGGAAACGGCCCCAUGAUGUUAAUCUGUGUCUGGGAAACGGCCCCAUGAUGUUAAUCUGUGUCUGGGAAACGGCCCCAUGAUGUUAAUCUGUGUCUGGGAAACCGCCCCAUGAUGUCAGGGGAAAUGGCAUUUAUAACUCUCUCUCUGUAGCACACACAUUCCGUGCCCACUUUCCUCCCAUACAUAUUACUAUUUUAAAUUUGUGAUUGGCUCUGUACAUGACUUUUAAAGUCAAUCUGGUGUUUGCUGUAGACACACACACACACACACACACACACACACACACACACAGAGAGAGACACAGACACACUGACCCGUCUCUCUCCUCACUCCAGAGCACGACCCUGAUCCUGUGGGUUCCUCUGAUCGUGACCUGUAUAGUCCAGCUGGUUUUCUCAGCGCGGUGUUUCUCUGCGUGUAUGUCUUUCCUGGGUCUACCCUGCUUCCCUCACAAGAUCAGGCCCAGGGACCAUGGUAGAACGGUGAGGUUUGGCACUUCUCAGACACCAUCCUGGCUCUUUGAGAACUAUGCCCCAAAACACAAAUUACUGCUCAAAUCGCUCAUAAAAAUCUAUGCAUAUAUUUAUUUCAGUCUCCUACCCAGGGUGCUUUGUUUUUUAAACUGUCUGCGUCUUUUUGUGUGUUUUAGAUACACUCAGUAGCACCCGCAGAGCCGCCCUCUCUCCCACACUCCUUACCCCGUCAUCUCCUUCAUCUGCACGUUCUUCACUCGGACCCGUCUCAUCUCAAGUCCCAGCGGCAGCCUCUUACCCCUCUUCCUCCUCCACAUCUUCAUCACUCAGACCCGUCUCAUCUCAAGUCCCAGCGGCAGCCUCUUCCUCCUCUUCCUCCUCCUCAUCUUCAUCACUCGGACCCGUCUCAUCUCAAAUCCCAGCAGCAGCCUCUUCCUCCUCUUCCUCCUCCUCAUCUUCAUCACUCGGACCCGUCUCAUCUCAAGUCCCAGCAGCAGCCUCUUCGUCCUCAGCAUCAGAACCAGAGAGGAAGGUCAGAUGGGCGGUCUGACAGGGGGCAUCUGAUAGCCCCAGAGGAACAUGAGCUGCUGGAACAAGGCUCCCAGCAGAGAUCUGAGAUCAGAGAUCUGAGAUCAGAGAUCAGCUUCUGGAUCUAA